Gymnogyps californianus (California condor) is the source of this 3003-nucleotide messenger RNA. It is a transcript of the gene PLEKHH3, whose product is annotated as pleckstrin homology, MyTH4 and FERM domain containing H3. The record is from RefSeq and is a predicted model, not a curated record. Gene Ontology annotation, biological process: signal transduction. Gene Ontology annotation, cellular component: cytoskeleton. Lineage: Eukaryota; Metazoa; Chordata; Aves; Accipitriformes; Cathartidae.
AUGCCGUUCCCGGGCGGGCUGUGGUGGCUGCUGUGCUGCCGGCAGGGCUUCACGCUGCUGCGGCGGGACUACGGCGAGGCGGACCGGGAGGCGGACGGCGAGGCCGAGGAGGAGGAGGCGUCCUUCGAGCUCCGCGCCCAGGGAGACCAGGGUUCCCUGGAGGUGAGCCUGAGCCAGCCCACCCGCAGCAGCAGUGGCUCGGAGCGGUCCCUGCUUGUCGCGGAGGAGAUGCGCAGCCUCAUUGUGGAGAAGGGCCCAGGGCCAGUGGAGGAUGACCCCGACGCUCUUGUGAAAGGCUGGCUGCAGCGGGAGGUGCGGGGCGGCGUGAAGACCCCCUGGAUCCGGCCUCGGAAGUACUGGUUCGUGCUGACGCCCGACUCCCUGGACUACUACAGCAGCAACGAGAAGGGGGCCCGGCGGCUGGGUUCCCUCGUGCUCACCAGCCUCUGCUCCGUGCUCUGGCCAGACAAGCAGACCUACAAGGAGACGGGCUACUGGAGUGUGACGGUGUUUGGCAGGAAGCAUUGCUACCGCCUGUACACGGAGCACCUGAACGAGGCCGUGCACUGGGUGUGCGCGGUGCAGAAGGUCAUCGACAGCAAAGUGCCUGUCCAGACACCCACCCAGCUGCUCAUGCGCGACAUCGAGGAGCACUGCGGCAGCCCCGAGGUCCUGGAGCAGAUCUACCGCUGCAACCCAAUCCUGCGCUACACCAGCAGCCCCCUCUACGCUCCCUUGCUGCCCUUCCCCUACGGCAGCCUGGACCAAAGCGCCCCCAGCCCCCGCAGCUACACCACGCUGCGCGACGAGGCCGUGAAGCUCUUCAACUCGCUGCAGCAGCUGGAGUCGGAGCGGGACCCGGUGCCGCUGAUGCAGGGCGUCCUGCAGACCUGCCUGGACCUGCCGCCGCUGGUGGAUGAGAUCUACUGCCAGCUGGUGAAGCAGACGACGGAGCCGCCGGCGCCGGGCGGGCAGGGCGACCUGCACUACUGGCAGCUGCUCACCUGCAUGAGCUGCACCUUCCUGCCCUCCCCGCCCGUCCUGCGCUUCCUGCGCUUCCACCUGGACAGGACGGAGAGCCGGUUCCCCGCCUCGGAGAUGGCCAAGUACGCCUGCUUCAUCCGGGAGGCGCUGGGGAAGACGAAGGGGCGGGAGUGCGUGCCCUCGCUGGAGGAGAUCCUGGUGCUGAUGCGGCGGCAGGAGAUGAUCUGUACCGUGCACUGCCCGGGGGCGCCCGCCUGCAGCGUGGCCAUCAGCUCCCACACCACGGCCGAGGAGGUGGCCCGGGAGCUGGUGUCACGCCUGGGGCUGUCCCAGAGCCCCAACCUCUUUGCGCUCUACGAGCAGUCCCGGCGGCGGGAGCAGCCCGUGGGCAGCGCCACGCUACUGGCCGACGUCCUCACCAGGUUUGAAAACCUGGCCGGGGAGGAGCGGGAGCAGGACCCGCCGUGCCGGCUCUGCUUCAAGCACUACGGCUUCCUGGACACGGACAAUGUCCCGCGUGACAGCCUGGAGUUUGCCCUCCUCUUCGAGCAGGCGCACGAGAUGGUGCUGCGGGGCUACGUGCCCACGUCAGAGGAGACGCUGCAGACGCUGGCGGCGCUGCGCCUGCAGAGCCUCAACAGCGACUUCUCCACCCACGCCCCCUUCCCACGCCUGGAGGAGCUCUUUCCGCCCCACGUGCUGCAUGCCCGCCUGCCGGCCCCCCGCCGCCGGCCCCCCACCAAGUGCCGAGGGGCCCGGCUGCGUGCGGGGCUACUGGCCGGCGGGCUCUGGGGCCAGGCGCUGGCCAAGCAGCGGGCGGAGCGGGACCAGCGCCUGCGGGGCCGCCUGCGGGAGGAGGGGGCCAGCACCAUGGCCGCCAUCGUGGAGAAGUGGAAGCUGCUGCAGGGCAUGGGCCGGCCCGAGGCCAUGGCCGCCUACGUGGCGCUGGUGCGGGAGUGGCCUGGCUUCGGCUCCACGCUCUUCGACGUCGACCUGCGCACGAGCCCAGUGGGGGCCGGGCCCCAGCGGCUGUGGCUGGGCAUCGGGGCCAAGGCCGUCUCGCUCUACAAGCCGGGGGAGCCCGAGCCCUUGGACAGCUUCUGCUACGGCCGCAUCUCCUCCUUUGGCGCCUCCGACAGCAGCACCUUCCGCCUCUCCGUGGAGGACCGGGACAUGCUCUUCGAGACCUCCCAGGUGGAUGAGAUUGCUCAGCUCCUCAACACGUACCUCACCUCUGCGGGCACCCGGCAGCCGCCCCGGCCCCAGGAGCCGGCCACCAGCCCCCCUGCCUUGGACCCCACCGCACUGCCCCAGGGGCUCUGCCCUGCGGCUGGGUCCUGGCAGCACCGGCCGUCGGUGGGCUCCUUCCACAGCUAGCCCGGCGGCCGGCGCGGCCACGCAGGGUGCUCCCGACAGACGGCAUGGGGAGGGCGGCCGGCCCGGCAGCGAGCGGCAGGUCUGUGCUGGUCCCCAGCCGCUCCCUGGAGCAGGGGGACAGGGGCUCGUGCUCCCCACGCCGCUGUUGCCUUUCUGGUUAUUUCCUUAAUUUAUUUCGAGACGCCCGUGCCCCCCACGUCUCCCAGCACUUUCCCUGGCGGGCAGCGGGGCUGCCGUGCCGCGGACCCCGCGCACUGCCCCCAGGCCUGUCCCCAUCCCUUGCAUCCCGGUGCCUUCGCCUCCAGCACUUGUGCUGCCUGGCAGCUCUGCCCGCACCCCGGCUCCCGCUGCCCCGGGGGCUUUGCCUGGGGCAAGGGGUGCCGGGCAGCGGUGCUGUGCCGUCGUCUGUCUGUCCGUCCGUCCACUGAACCCACCCCUCCUGGAAAGCUGCGGGCGGCUUUUGGCCGAGCCGCCUCGGGGACCAGCGGGCUCCUCCCGGCCGAGUGGCCGGGCCCUGCUGCUUCGCGGUGGCCCCGUGGCGGGGCUCGUGGUGCAGGGGUGGCCGGUGGGGUGGCGGCUGGUACGGCUGGGGCUCGGCCCCUCAAUGUUGCCUCUGUAAAGUUUGUCGGUUCUGUCUUGGGA